CUGCCUCAAUCAAGUGAUACGUCCAAUAUCCAAUAUUGUGUAUCUAUACUACUUGAACGAUUGACACCGAUAAUUUUCACAAUGAGUAAAUCCACCAUAUUAAACCGACUCUCUGCCCUGGACACCAACACAGUGUCCGAUGCUCUAGAUUUCUUAGACCUCAAGGGCGCCACCUAUGGACUACGACCACUCUGGGACUGCCCAAAGAUAGUAGGACGAGCCAGCACAGUCAAAGUUGGUCCCAAGACCGACGCUGCUCCUACGACUCAUCUACUCACUCCGGUUAUCGAUGCCGUCACGACGGAUGAUCGCAUUCUGGUUAUCUCGGGCGGCACCGAGGGAAUCUCAUGCUGGGGCGACAUCAUCGCCAAUGCCUCGAAGAAAAAAGGCAUUCGCGGGACCAUCAUUGACGGCAUGAGUCGUGACAUCGACGGCAGCAAGGACGUCGGCUAUCCCGUCUACGGCCGGGGUGUGACCAUGAUCAGCGCACGUAACCGACUAGUGCAGCUCGAGUCCGGUACACCAUUGCAGGUUCGCGGUGUCACCGUCAACCAAGAUGACUACGUGAUUGCCGAUAUCUGUGGAACGGUAUUUGUGCCGGCUGCGCGCAUCGAGGAGGUUCUGGACUUGGGUGAACGUGUCGAUCUUCGCCAAAACCGUAUGGUGCAGGCUGUAAGAGCUGGAAACCCCGUCUCAGAGGUCAUGCAUGAUAAGCAAUUCGAGGCUAUCCGCUCUAGUGAAGAGUCUGCCCCGUCUGGCCCAUCGUCGUCAUCAUCAAACCCUAAUAAAGCAAGCCCCGAAGAUGCAGAGUUGGCUGCCCUAUUUGCCGAAUCAGACACACCUGGCAUCUCGGAUGCGCUUGAUAAGCUUGGUAUCACUGGCCAGGCGCUCGGAAUCAUGCCUUUGACCAACUACGAGAAGGUAACAGUAGGACCGGCCUUCACUGUGCGCUACGUCCCUGCCAGCGACCCCCCCGGCAGUGUUGGUGACUUCAUCGACGAUGUCGCUGAGGGUGACUUUGUCGUUAUUGACAACAGCGGUCGUACGGAUUGCACCGUUUGGGGAGAUAUUAUGACACAAUAUGCUGGCUUGCGAGGCAUUGCUGGCACUGUCAUUGACGGUGUCUGCCGAGAUGUGAACCGCGCGAUCAAAGACGAGUACCCCCUUUUCACAGCUGGUCGCUGGAUGCGGACUGGCAAGGACCGUGUCCAGGUAGGAGGCGUCAAUGAGUCUGUGGGUAUUGGCAGAGUGCGUGUUAACCCUCGUGAUAUCGUUGUUGCUGAUGCCAACGGUGUUGUCAUCGUCCCUCGGCAUCGGGCAAGGGAAGUUGCAGAAGUUGCGCAAAAAAUCGAGAAGAGCGAGGAGGGCAUUCGUGAAAUGAUUGAGGGAGGAGCAAGCAUUGGGGAGGCACGGAAAAAGCUUGGAUAUCACACACUGCAGCGGAAUGAGAAAUGA
This is a messenger RNA of Aspergillus eucalypticola CBS 122712, 1455 nucleotides long. RefSeq names its product RraA family protein. Bases 82 to 1455 code for a protein of 457 amino acids. The transcript has a single exon. Lineage: Eukaryota; Fungi; Ascomycota; Eurotiomycetes; Eurotiales; Aspergillaceae. The record is from RefSeq and is a predicted model, not a curated record.